This is a messenger RNA of Cariama cristata (Red-legged seriema), 2175 nucleotides long. RefSeq names its product transmembrane protein 132D (gene TMEM132D). Lineage: Eukaryota; Metazoa; Chordata; Aves; Cariamiformes; Cariamidae. The record is from RefSeq and is a predicted model, not a curated record. The coding region runs from base 19 to 2175 and encodes 718 amino acids. The transcript has 6 exons.
GAUCCUUCUUCUGAAAUCAUGCAGAUUGAUUUUGAAAUUGAAGACCUAACUGACCUACCUGGGACGCAGCUCAUCACAUGGCAGGUAGAAUAUCCUGGGGAUACAACAUCUGAUCUAGGAAUCUCCAAGAUCUACAUAAGCCAGAAGGACUUGGUAGGAGUUCUCCCUUUGGCUAUGGAAGCAGAGAUCCUGAAUACAGCUAUCCUCACUGGGAAAACAGUGGCUGUCCCUGUCAAAGUGAUCUCUGUGGAAGAUGAUGGGACCGUGACCGAUCUUCUGGAAUCUGUGGAGUGCAGAUCAUCAGACGAAGACGUCAUUAAGGUUUCUGACAGAUGUGACUAUGUCUUUGUCAAUGGGAAGGAAAUGAAAGGCAAAGUGAAUGUCAUAGUUAAUUUUACUUACCAGCAUCUGAGUGCCCCUUUAGAAAUGACAGUCUGGGUUCCUCGUCUCCCGCUGCAGAUAGAGGUCUCUGACACAGAACUAAAUCAAAUCAAGGGGUGGAGAGUCCCCAUCAUGUCAAAUAAGAGACCAGCCAGGGACAGUGAUGAUGAAGAAGAGGAUGAACGUAAGGGAAGAGGCUGCGCCCUUCAGUACCAACAUGCGAUGGUGCGAGUCCUCACGCAGUUUGUAGCUGAAGCCUCAGACCCCGGUGGCCAGCUGAGCUAUUUACUGGGUUCUGACUGGCAGAUUGACAUUACCGACCUGGUGAGUGACUUCAUGCAGGUGGAGGAGCCAAGAAUCGCUAAGCUGCAGGACGGACAGGUUUUGAUUGGGCAGGAGCUUGGAAUGACGACAAUUCAGAUAUUGUCCCCCCUUUCAGAUGCUAUCUUGGCCGAGAAGACAGUGACAGUUCUGGAUGAGAAGGUGACAAUAACUGACCUGGGUGUGCAGCUGGUGACUGGAUUGUCGCUUUCCCUGCAGCUCAGUCCAGGAAGCAAUAAGGCCAUCUUUGCUACAGCAGUAGCACAAGAGCUGCUCCAAUCUCCAAAGCAGGAAGCAGCCAUCAGCUGCUGGAUCCAGUUCAGUGAUGGAUCUGUCAUGCCCCUGGAUAUUUAUGACUCCAAAGACUUCUCCUUGUCAGCUACAUCUCUGGAUGAGAAGGUGGUCUCCAUUCACCAUGACCCCAAAUUCAAGUGGCCUGUGAUUGCUGCUGAGACAGAAGGCCAGGGGACACUGGUGAAGGUAGAGAUGAUGAUCAGUGAAUCAUGCCAGAAAUCCAAAAGAAAGAGCAUCCUAGCUGUUGGAAGUGGUAGCAUUAAAGUCAAGUUUGGGCAGAGUGAUGCCAACCCUAACAUCAGUGACAGUAAACACAGGGGUGCUGGUGUCCACCUAGAAAAUCAUGCCAGUGACCGGCGUCAGAAAACCACUUUUCAGGAAAGAGCUGGGCUAGAUGGCCAGUAUUACAGCUCCUCAAUGGGCCAUGAGCAAGGCAAAGGAACCACCACUCAAAGGUCUAUUUUAAGUAAAAAAGAAGACAGAGAAAGCCUCCUGGAUGACGAUAGUCAUCUGCAGAACAUCCCAAUAGACUUCACGAGCUUCCCUGCACAGGUUGAUCUUCCAAGAAACAACGGAGACUUGGAAGAGAAUGACCUAGUCCAGACCCCUAGGGGACUCAGCGAUCUAGAGAUAGGAAUGUAUGCUCUUCUGGGAGUCUUUUGUCUGGCAAUUCUGGUCUUCCUUAUCAAUUGUGUCACUUUUGCUUUGAAGUAUAGAAACAAACAAGUUCCCUUUGAAGAGCAAGAAGGCAUGAGCCACUCUCAUGACUGGGUUGGGCUGAGCAACAGGACAGAACUUCUGGAGAAUCACAUAAAUUUCUCAUCCCAACAAGAUGAACGUAUCACAGCCAUUGACAGAGGAGUGGACUAUGAAGAGAGUAAAUAUCUCCUUGACACAAAUGCCGCCAAAAAUAUUAAUGGACAAUCUUUCAUGUCUACGGAGUCCACAUUCACUGAAGGGAAAGAACAGAAAAGUGAACCAACUACUUCUCCUACCUCUAAGAGGAAACGGGUUAAAUUCACCACCUUUACCACCAUUUCCUCUGAUGAUGGGUGUCCAACUGUCAACUCAAUCUUGAUGAGUAGUGAGGACGACAUUAAAUGGGUCUGCCAGGAUAUGGACCUAGGGGAGUGCAAAGAACUUAAAAACUAUAUGGAGAGAUUACAUGAAAAUGUGUAA